Molecule: messenger RNA, 1869 nt
Organism: Kalmanozyma brasiliensis GHG001
Lineage: Eukaryota; Fungi; Basidiomycota; Ustilaginomycetes; Ustilaginales
Product: WD40 repeat
Exons: 1
Coding region: 1-1869 (622 amino acids)
Biological process (GO): ribosomal large subunit assembly
Cellular component (GO): nucleolus
Molecular function (GO): protein binding
Source: RefSeq, a predicted model, not a curated record
AUGGCGACACAGAUUCCACAGAGGUCAGUCAAAAGGCAACGUCUAGUGAACGAGAAGGCGGCGCGCGAGGCUGCCUUGCUCCAAUCACAAGGUCAACUUGGUCCGUCCACCGAGACGCUCGUCAUCCAGUUCCAGUCCGGUCAAGAUGGCACACUUCUCGGCCCUACCAUCAACCUGCCAGCCUCGACAGGGCAGAAGGAGCUGCAGGCUAUCAUCAAUCAGCUCAGACGUCAGCUCAAGCAAGCACAAGGUCCAAAGAAGCGAUCGAUAGACGACCCAGAAGCCAGCUCGGACGAUGAUGAUGACGACGACGACGAUCUUCCAUAUGCCUUCCACGUCGACCUGCAACAGCUCACAGCCAGCGCAGGCAUCGACACAGAAGAGAAAGUGGAACUGGUCAAAAGCAACGCACGACUGCCGAUCAACGACUCGCUCACCCAGGACGUGCUCAGUUCCCAAGCAGCAAAGAAGCUCGGUCUCAGCCAGGAAGACACGCUCACGGUCGUCUUUGAGCCGCAGGCGGUGUUCAAGGUCCGACCCGUCAGCCGAUGCUCCAGCACCAUGAGCGGUCACGCUUCGCCGAUUCUUUGCAGUACCUUCUCGCCCACCGGCUCUCUUCUCGCAACAGGUGCGGGUGACAAGACCGCCCGACUGUGGGAUCUGGAUACGGAAACACCGAUGCACACGCUCGUCGGGCACUCGAAUUGGGUCCUCUGCGCCGAGUGGGAGGGUCGGGAGCGCAAGCUCGCUACCGGCGGCAUGGACGGCGAGGUGUGGAUCUGGCAAGCGCUGGAUCCCAACUUCACAGGUCGCAAGGGUUGGCUCUCACGGACGGGCAAGCAGGUGGACGAAGAAUGGCAGGCCGAGCAGGAACAGCAGGAAAACGGCGAGGAUGCGAAAGCAAAGAUGGGCGUCAAGCAGCGUCGAGCAGCGCGCAACGCCGCGCCUUCGGGCAAACCUCUGCGCGGACACACCAAGUGGAUCACCUCGCUCUCGUGGGAGCCCAUCCACGUCAAUCACAUCAACCCGCGUCUGGCGUCCAGCUCGAAAGACGGUACGGUUCGCGUGUGGAAUCCCACCCUGGGCAGGUGCGAGUACGUGCUCGGCGGACACACCGCUUCCGUCAAUUGCGUGCGUUGGGGUGGAGAGGGUGCGAUCUACACCGCUUCGUCGGAUCGAACUGUCAAGGUGUGGUCUGCCGAGGGCGGCAAGUUGAUCCGCAAUCUCAACGAGCAUGCGCAUUGGGUCAACACCAUUGCGCUCUCGACGGAUUUCAUCCUUCGCACUGGACCCUUCGAUCACACUGGUCGUGCCUCUUCCACCGCUUCCACUCCGUCUUACGUCCAACCCUCGGACGAGGAUGCGCACGCCUCAGCGUUGAAGCGGUACAAAGAGGCCACUGGGUCCGGUAGUCUUCCGGAAACGAUCAUUACCGGCUCAGACGACCACACGCUCUUCCUGUGGCCUCCUCAGAUCGGAGGCACCGCCGCGACGCCCAAGAAACCCAUCGCCCGUCUGACGGGCCACCAAAAGACGGUCAACCACGUCGCCUUCUCCCCCGACGGCAAAAAGAUCGCCUCGGCAUCGUUCGAUAACAGUGUCAAGCUGUGGGAUGCGCAGUCGGGCAAGUUCAUCGCGACUCUUCGUGGGCAUGUGGCAUCCGUGUACCGAUUGGCUUGGUCGAGCGACUCGAGACUGCUCGUCAGCGCUUCGAAGGACUCGACCCUCAAGCUCUGGGAUCCGAUCAAGACGUUUAAGAUCAGGAAGGAUCUGCCGGGUCACACGGACGAGGUGUACUGUGUUGAUUUUGUCGCUGAUAAGGUCGCCAGUGGUGGAAGGGAUAAGAAUGUUAAGAUCUGGAGGCAUUAG